Messenger RNA from Pocillopora verrucosa, 784 nucleotides. RefSeq lists its product as uncharacterized. NCBI's taxonomy places the organism in Eukaryota, Metazoa, Cnidaria, Anthozoa, Scleractinia, Pocilloporidae. The record is from RefSeq and is a predicted model, not a curated record.
AUGGAAACAAGUUAAAACACUGUAAAAGGAUACUGCAAGGUAAACUCAAAUUUUUAUCGCCUUCAAAUUAGAGCCCUUCUGCUGUAAGAUCCAAUUGCAGCUUUAACAUUUUCACAAAGAUGUUGUUGCCACAGGCUCUGCUCACCGCCACGUUAGCUUUCUACUUCAUGCAUUCAUCUCUUGGUUCAAGCAGUGUAACAGUUACUCCCUCACUCACGGCAACAUCAAAUUCAACCAUUGGCACGACCUCUCCAACUGUAGUUAACAGCACUACUACCAAACAGGGUAAUUCCGGAGGCAGCUCCCUUCUCUCUAAGGGUGGACAUAGAAUGACUACCGUAUCAAUAGCGAAGUCCGUAGAUCACUCUGUCAAUCAGACCGCCACUGUGUCUAUUGGUUACGCUGCAGUAAGGUGGUCUUCUUGGAGAGUAGAAAAUACCGAUGAUUGCCAGAAGAAGUGUUGUGACACAGGGGGCCCAGUGAUUCGCCAGAUAAGAAAUUGUACGAUCAUAACAGAGCGAUGCAUAGGUCUCAAUAGAUGCUCACAUUAUGGACCCGUGGAGCGAGAUGUAUCGUGUUACACAGUGUGCGAUUGCAUGCACAGUCUCGGGCACUUCUUGGCUGCUCCGGUGAUUAUGACGGUCAUGUCCAAUAUUCUAGCGGUUACUUGGUAGAAUGUGGCAUGCAACUAAAGAUAUGUACUGAGUUUGUAGCCAAUCACCGUCGUGGAUAUGUUUUAAAGGAUUUUUUUCUGUUCCCUAACCCGCGCUUAUUUUGCUCUUUU